Archocentrus centrarchus (flier cichlid) is the source of this 1935-nucleotide messenger RNA. RefSeq names its product X-linked inhibitor of apoptosis (gene xiap). Gene Ontology annotation, biological process: positive regulation of canonical Wnt signaling pathway; regulation of cell cycle; positive regulation of protein ubiquitination. The coding region runs from base 206 to 1423 and encodes 405 amino acids. Lineage: Eukaryota; Metazoa; Chordata; Actinopteri; Cichliformes; Cichlidae. Gene Ontology annotation, molecular function: ubiquitin protein ligase activity; cysteine-type endopeptidase inhibitor activity involved in apoptotic process. Gene Ontology annotation, cellular component: nucleus; cytoplasm. The transcript has 7 exons. The record is from RefSeq and is a predicted model, not a curated record.
GAAUCAGUGUGCUACGUCAGUCUGCGGGCGGGUGGGGGCUGUCCGUGUGUCAUUUCCUGAUUACAGAGGUCACAAAAGACGCUUCUCCGGAGUUUCCUCCCGUAGCUAUUCAGACCCUGGAUUGACUGAGGCACACUGGAGGCCUGCGUUGAAAGAACUUCUGUCCAUCAAGUUGACUCCAUCCCUACAGCUUCCUUUUUCAAUCAUGUGUGCUCUCAGUCAAGAUGGCGUUUGGGAGACGGAUUUCUCGCGUGAUUUUUCCUUGGUGAACCGUCGCCUGGACUCGUUCCGUGGCUCCAGCCUGGCUGAGCAGGUGCCUGCAGACAGACUGGCACAGGCUGGUUUCUUCUACACUGGCCAUUCUGACCGUGUGCGCUGUUUUAGCUGCAACACGACUGUGGAAAACUGGUGCAGGGGAGACAAGCCUGUAGACAGGCACAAGGAGGUUUCCCCAUCAUGCACGUUUCUUUCCUGUGUACAUCGUACCAGUUUUAACCUGAAUCCCAAUGCCCCUCUAAUUAAUGGCUCCAUAUACAGUCAAGAAGCAGAAGACAUGGAAUAUCGUUUGAGAACGGGAGCAGUGGUUGAUGAGACCAUCUACCCUAAAGUUCCUCAUAUGAGAAAAGAAGAAGCCCGACUUCAGACCUUCUCUUUUUGGCCCAGCAGCGCUCCCGUGAAUCCCAGUGAUCUGGCCCAAGCUGGCCUCUUCUACGUAGGGCAGAGUGACCUGGUUCAGUGUUUCUGCUGUGGCAACAAGUUGAGUGGCUGGGAAACGGGAGAUACCGCCUGGGGUGAACAUGAAAAGCAUUUUCCCAACUGCUUAUUCAUCCUUGGGCAGGAUGUGGACAACGUCCCAAUCCAGGGAGGUACAGAGGUGGAGUCCAGCAGCAGUCAGCAUGUGAACGCUCAGGUGUCAAUGGAGAGUUUUGAGAAGAGGCGUGAUAGCUUUGCAGGUGUCCGGCACCCUGUUGACCACGAGAGGCUUGCCAGAGCUGGCUUCUACAGCACAGGAAGAGGAGACAUGGUGUUGUGUUUCCGCUGCGGUGGAGGUUUGAAAGAUUGGAAGCCUGAGGAAGACCCUUGGGAGGAGCAUGCUAGACACUACCCAGGGUGCAGCUUCCUUUUAGCAGAAAAAGGGCCAGAAUUUGUCAAUGGCAUCCAACUACAAAGACCACAGUAUAACAGAGCAGCUUCAACUCAUCAAAAUGCAAUUUCAGAAGAUGGGAACGAUGAGGACCCAAUGGAGAAACUAAAAAGGCUGCAGAGGGAAAAACAGUGCAAAAUAUGCAUGGACAGAGAUAUCGGCAUGGUGUUCGUCCCAUGCGGUCACCUCGUUGCUUGUGAGAAGUGUUCACAGUUGCUCGACAAGUGUCCAAUCUGCUGUGGGCCCAUAGAACAGAAGUUUAAGACCUAUACUGCUUAAGGCAACAAGAUACUCUUGCUCAAAAGCAGUGCUGGUUUUACUCUUUGUAAUAUUAAAAUGUAAUAUUAAUUGUACAGUAGAUGGCCUGUAAUAUUAUUUAAAGACCACAUUGUUUUAAUGAAUACCAGAAUGAUGUGUAAAACUAUUUUCACAAUCACUACAAUGGCAAAUAUCUGUAUAGAUGGAGAUGAUUUUUAUAGUUUUCUUGACUAACAAUGAGUCCUGACACAUGGCAGUGCAUAUUAAAGGGCAGUUCCUAUUUUGCAACAUUUUCCGGAGGUGCCUUUCUUUGGGUUUAUAUUUUUUUAAUCCAUAAUAUACCACAGGUAAACUGAACUGGAUGUUGUAGCGCAGUCAUUUUUGUUACCUUGUAGCUCAUUUGUUUGUACUUUAUGUAUUGAACUAGUUUUACUCUGUUUUCACAUUUCUAAAUUCUAGGGCUUGAAGCAAAUCAGUGUGAUGUAAGAUUUUAUUCUUUAAUCAAGUAUGAAUAAACUUUAUGUAGAACCUGA